Messenger RNA from Python bivittatus (Burmese python), 1245 nucleotides. Lineage: Eukaryota; Metazoa; Chordata; Lepidosauria; Squamata; Pythonidae. The record is from RefSeq and is a predicted model, not a curated record.
CGACACGCUUGCGGUUGGAGCUUCACGGGGUUUUCUGCGCUGUCUGAAGAACAGACAACAGGGCUGGAAGGGGGGCUGGAGUUGGGAAGGCUUUGUGCCACCUGUCAAAUCUGCAUUCAAAUCUUCAAGUUUCCAUGGCGGAAGCGUCGGUCCAUAUUCCAGAUCUCAGUGCCACUUCCACUGUCCCUUUCACGGAAGAAUAUGCAGGCGCGUUUGGGUUUCAGCUGGAUUUGGAAGGAAUAUCAGAACUCCCUGAUGUUUGGUACUCAGAAGAACUCAACAAGGUGUACUGUUGCCGAUGUGUCUCCUUCCCAGUCCUCAUGAAUGUGUCCUUUCCAUUGCCUUCUGGCUCCAUCAUCCGUGCCAUGGCUGUGUUCAGGGACCCUGAGUAUGCAGGAGAGGUAGUCACAUGCUGCCCCCAUCAUGAGCAACUCCUAAGAGACAGCAGUGAUGUGGACCAUGCUGAGCACCUAAUCCAGGUGGAAGGGAAUGAACAAGCCCAGUAUUUUUCCAACCUAGAGACCAAGCGACAUAGCGUUACUGUUCCUUUUGAGGAGUUCAGUAAAAGCACCACUGUUUGGUACAAGUUCAUGUGCUAUACAAGCUGUUUUGUUAACAUGAACCGGCGUUCCAUUUUAACCAUCAUUACACUGGAGUCUCCACGAGGACAGGUUCUUGGACGACGGUGCUUUGAAGUUGAAAUAUACCCUAAAGAUGAGCUGCCUUGCCCAAAAUUCGAGGAAACUUUCACAAUUAAUACUUCCAGCCAGGAAGAAAAGAUCCAUCACUUGAAGCAGGAAGAGUUUGAAGAAUUGGGUAAUUUUAGAAUCAUGCACUGUUAGGGAGAAGUAGUAGAAAUGAUCAGAGGGCUGGGGAGGCCACAAAUGGGGAGAUAUGAAAAAAACUGGAUGGGAAGGAAGUUCCUUAUUUCAGCCUUGGGGCUGCUCUACUUUCCCUCUUUUUUGGAGGUGUGCCCACGUGUAAAGAAAAGGGGGACUUUGAUCACGUGGUUGCAGCUGCCAUCUUAACUCCCCACCACCACCGCCACAGAUGACCCUGGCUAUCAGGAUCACUUUGGCACCAGCUCCUAACCCAGGUGCUCAGCAGACCUAAUCAGGUGGGGCAAUUUGCUAAGUCUGACCAAACAUUCAGAAAGCCACUAAGUGACAACAAAAAGAGUUUUCCGUAUCUCUUCUGCUGCCAUGCCUAGAGGUCAUCAGAAUGUUUGUAGCUCAAGCCCAAAUA